Molecule: messenger RNA, 2021 nt
Organism: Sebastes umbrosus (honeycomb rockfish)
Lineage: Eukaryota; Metazoa; Chordata; Actinopteri; Perciformes; Sebastidae
Gene: dhodh
Product: dihydroorotate dehydrogenase
Exons: 9
Coding region: 105-1319 (404 amino acids)
Biological process (GO): 'de novo' pyrimidine nucleobase biosynthetic process; pyrimidine ribonucleotide biosynthetic process
Cellular component (GO): mitochondrial inner membrane; cytoplasm
Molecular function (GO): dihydroorotate dehydrogenase activity
Source: RefSeq, a predicted model, not a curated record
GAAAUCUCGCGAGAAGACAAAGAGGAAGCUGUUACCACGUGUGUUUCUGUAACAUGUUGUGAAAUCUAUUCAAUGUCCUUUCAUGCAAUGAUAGAGCUGCGUCCAUGGCGGGACACCUGAAGAAGCAGUUCAAAGAGGCAGCGAAGAUCAUCGGCUCAGGUAGCCUUCUGUUUGCCUCCUACCUCACUGCAGUUGGAGAUGAGCGUUUCUACGCCAAUCAGCUGAUGCCCCUGCUGCAGAGGAUUGUGGGGGCAGAGACGGCGCAUGUGUUAGCAGUGAAGAUGAUUGGUCUGGGUCUGGUUCCUCUGAACCGCUACCAGGACCCUGCAUCAUUGGAAGUGAACGUUCUGGGAUUAAAGUUUAAAAACCCCAUUGGGAUUGCGGCGGGCUUCGACAAGCACGGAGAGGCCGUAGACGGGUUGUACAAAGUAGGUUUCGGCUUUGUUGAAGUGGGCACAAUCACUCCCAAACCUCAGGAGGGGAACCCCAAACCACGCGUGUUUCGACUCACCACAGAUCGUGCAAUUAUUAACAGAUAUGGAUUCAACAGCUGUGGUUUGGCAGAAGCACAACAGAGGCUGAAGGCCAGGAGAGACACACAGCAACAAUACAGUAAAGCUGGCCUUCCCCUGGGCAUCAACCUGGGGAAGAACAAGCUGUCCCAGGACGCAGGGGCAGAUUACGUGGAGGGGGUGAGAGUGCUGGGCCCGCUGGCUGACUACCUGGUGGUCAACGUCAGCAGCCCUAAUACGCCAGGUCUCCGGGACCUACAAGGGAAGGCCGAGCUCCGCCAGCUCCUCCAUACGGUGUUGAAGGAGCGCGAUGCCCUGCAGGGAGAACGGAGACUCCCGGUCCUUGUGAAGAUCGCUCCUGACCUCACUACCCAGGACAGACAAGACAUUGCUGAUGUUGUCACUGAGCUGGGAGUGGAUGGUUUAAUGGUGUCUAACACCACGGUGUCCAGACCAGAAACACUUCAGGAUUCAAACAAAUCUGAGGUUGGUGGGCUGAGUGGCCAGCCCCUCAAAGACCUCUCUACCAGCGUUGUGAGCGAGAUGUACAACCUCACUAAAGGUAAAGUACUAAUCGUUGGGAUCGGUGGUGUGGCCACUGGGCAGGAUGCUAUGGAUAAGAUUUGUGCCGGUGCAUCACUGGUCCAGCUUUACACAGCUUUGACCUACCAGGGUCCGCCCAUAGUGACGAAGAUAAAGAGAGAGUUGGAACAGCUUCUUAAAGAACAAGGUUUCAGCAGUGUAUCAGAGGCAGUAGGAGCAGAUCACAGGGGAGCAGAUGGGUCGACUCCUCAUAAGCAGAGCUGAUAGAUGGUAAAUGUUAACACUGACACGCAGCACCUGUAGCGGCCGUCUCCUCCAAUCAGCCAACACGAUCCUCAACUUUACCUGAACUAUCAUGAAUGUUGACUAUUUGCGAUUGUCCAUCCGUCCGCCUUGAUCUCCAGGAUGAGAUAUGGUCCGAAAAAGUAGCUGCUGAAUCCAUAUUUUCAGUAUUCGUGAUGAGCAAAUGCUGAAGACCUUUACUUGAACAUGAUGGGGAAGUCAGUAAUGAAAAGUCUUUGAUGUUGUAUUAAGAAGCUGAGGUGUGUUUGUAACUUUAUUUCAGACGUCCAUCCUUUGUUACAGUGUAACAGCAGUUAAGUGUUUCUCAAGUGCAUUCUGACACCAAAGUGUAAACAAUUAACCUCUCAAACCUUUUUUUUCUUGUGUGUAAAGAAAAUAAUCUGACAUAUUAUACGGAUAAAAUAGCAAAAUUUGUUUGUCAUACUGUCUAAUUCAGAAGUCCAAUCUAAAAAUAGACGAUUCAUAAAUAAUAAUAAUAAUAAUAAAUGAAUUACGUAUUCAAGAUGAUACUGUACAAAAAGAGGAAAGUCCUACAACUGAGAUACACUAGAUAUUCAUAAUGAAACUGAAAAGAAAAAUGUAUUUGUUCCAGUAUGGGAGAUCCACAACUGGAAUCAAACUACUAUUAUAGUAUGAUUGAUAACGCAAAAAAAUAAAUGAUGG